AUGCUUCUACUAAGCAUCUUAACCCUGACUCUCGCCGCGGGAACUGCGGGCGGCUCAGAGUCAGAGCGGGAGGUGGUGGUGCCCAUUCGACUGGACCCGGACAUCAACGGCCGCCACUACUACCGGCGCGGUCCAGAGGACCCCGGGGAUCAAGGGCUCAUUUUUCAGAUCUCAGCGUUUCAGGAGGACUUCUAUCUACACUUGACACCGGAUGCUCAGUUCCUGGCGCCCGCCUUCUUCACUGAACAUCUGGGCGUCCCUCUUCAGGGGCUCACCCGGAGCGCUCCAGUCUUGAGACGUUGCUUUUACUCUGGGGACGUGAAUGCCGGUCCGGAUUCGUUUGCUGCUGUGAGCCUGUGCGGCGGGCUACGCGGAGCCUUCGGCUACAGAGGCGCCGAGUAUGUCAUUAGUCCACUGACCAACGCCAGUGCGCCCGCGGCGCACCGCAACAGCCAGGGCGCACAUCUCCUCCAGCGGCGGGUCGCCCCCGGCGGGCCUCUAGGAGAUCCUACCUCUCGUUGCGGGGUGGCCUCAGGCUGGAACCCGGCCAUCCUGCGGGCCCUGGACUCUUACAAGCCUCGGCGGACGGGUUUAGGGGAGAGUCGCAGCCGCCGCAGGUCUGGGCGCGCCAAGCGCUUCGUGUCUAUCCCUCGGUACGUGGAGACACUGGUGGUAGCAGAUGAGUCAAUGGUCAAGUUCCACGGUGCAGACUUGGAGCAUUAUCUGCUGACGUUGCUGGCCACGGCGGCUCAACUCUACCGCCAUCCUAGCAUCCUCAAUCCCAUUAGCAUCGUCGUGGUCAAGGUGCUACUUCUUGGAGACCGCGACGCGGGGCCCAAGGUCACCGGCAAUGCGGCCUUGACGCUUCGCAACUUCUGCGCCUGGCAGAAGAAGCUGAACAAAGUGAGUGACAAGCACCCUGAGUACUGGGACACCGCCAUCCUCUUCACCAGGCAGGACCUGUGUGGAGCCACCACCUGUGACACUCUGGGCAUGGCUGACGUGGGUACCAUGUGCGACCCCAAGAGAAGUUGUUCAGUGAUCGAGGAUGAUGGGCUCCCAUCAGCCUUCACCACUGCUCAUGAGCUGGGCCAUGUGUUCAACAUGCCCCACGACAAUGUGAAAGUUUGUGAGGAAGUGUUUGGGAAACUCCAAGCCAACCACAUGAUGUCCCCAACGCUCAUCCAGAUUGACCGUGCCAAUCCCUGGUCAGCCUGCAGUGCUGCCAUCAUCACCGACUUCCUGGACAGCGGGCAUGGCGACUGCCUUCUAGACCAACCCAGCAAGCCCAUCGCCCUACCCGAGGACCUGCCGGGUACCAGCUACACCCUGAGCCAGCAGUGUGAGCUGGCCUUUGGUGUGGGCUCUAAGCCCUGUCCCUACAUGCAGUAUUGCACCAAACUGUGGUGUACUGGAAAGGCAAAGGGGCAGAUGGUGUGCCAGACCCGCCACUUUCCCUGGGCAGAUGGCACCAGCUGUAGUGAAGGCAAGUUCUGCCUCAAGGGGACUUGUGUGGAGAGGCACAAUCUCAAUAAAUACAGAGUGGAUGGCUCCUGGGCCAAAUGGGAGCCCUACGGCCCCUGCUCUCGCACCUGUGGUGGGGGAGUGCAGCUGGCCCGGAGGCAGUGCAGCAACCCCACCCCUGCCAAUGGGGGCAGGUACUGCGAGGGAGUGAGGGUGAAAUACCGAUCUUGCAGCCUCGAACCCUGCCCCAGCACAGCCUCUGGCAAGAGCUUCCGUGAGGAGCAGUGUGAAGCUUUCAAUGGCUACAACCACAGCACCAACCGGCUCACCCUCGCUGUGGUGUGGGUGCCCAAGUACUCAGGCGUGUCUCCUCAGGACAAGUGCAAGCUCAUCUGCCGAGCCAAUGGCACUGGCUACUUCUACGUGCUGGCACCCAAGGUGGUGGAUGGAACGUUGUGUACCCCUGAUUCAACCUCGGUCUGUGUCCAGGGCAAAUGCAUCAAGGCUGGCUGUGAUGGGAAUCUGGGCUCAAAGAAGAAGUUUGACAAAUGUGGGGUGUGUGGGGGAGACAACAAGAGCUGUAAGAAGGUGACGGGACUCUUCACCAAGCCCAUGCACGGCUACAAUUUCGUGGUGGCCAUCCCUGCAGGUGCCUCAAGCAUUGAUAUCCGCCAGCGUGGCUACAAAGGGCUGAUUGGAGAUGACAACUACCUUGCCCUAAAGAACAGCCAAGGCAAGUACCUGCUCAAUGGGCACUUUGUGGUGUCACCUAUGGAGCGGGACCUGGUGGUGAAGGGCAGCCUGCUGCGCUACAGUGGCACAGGGACAGCGGUGGAGAGCCUGCAGGCCUCCCGGCCCAUCCUGGAGCCCCUGACUGUGGAGGUCCUCUCUGUGGGGAAGAUGACACCACCACGGGUCCGCUACUCAUUCUAUCUGCCCAAAGAGCCCCGGGAGGACAAGUCCUCCCACCCCAAGGAUCCCCGGGCCCCCUCCGUGCUCCACAACAGCGUCCUCAGCCUCUCCAAUCAAGUGGAGCAGCCGGAUGACAGGCCCCUUGCACGCUGGGUGGCAGGCAGCUGGGGGCCUUGCUCCAUGAGCUGUGGCAGUGGCCUGCAGAAGCGGGCAGUGGUCUGUCAUGGCUCCCUGGGGCAGCGCACAGCAUCUGCCUGCGAUGCGACUCAUCGGCCAGUGGAGAUGCGAGCCUGUGGGGACCCCUGCCCAACCUGGGAGCUCGGCGCCUGGUCACCCUGCUCCAAAAGCUGUGGCCGAGGAUUUAAGAGACGUUCACUCAAGUGUUUGGGUCAUGGAGGACGGUUGCUGGCCCGGGACCAGUGCAACCUGCGCCGGAAGCCCCAAGAACUAGACUUCUGCAUCUUGAGGCCAUGCUGAAUAGGACUAUACCUUUCUCUUCCUCACUGUCCACCCCAUUGGUGCUGUCGGUGUUCUGGCCAGCUGGAGCUGUGGGCAGAGGGCAGCAUCCAGGGGCCCAUGCCACAAUGUCACCACAUCCAGGGAAAAGGAUCAUGGGUGGGGGUGAGUGGUUCCCUCCUCCUCCCUGGCCUGGGAGGGGAGCUGAGUAACUAAUGCACAGUCUACCUCACGCCCGGCUCCUCUGGAGCCCAGUCUCGGGGAGAGGCUGAGAGGUGCGGGUGCUGGGCAAGUGGGUGCUGGGGCUGGGGCCCAGUUUCCAAAGGACCUGGAGGACGGGCACCUCCCAGGCAGAACUUCAGGGACCUUGGCCCCCGUAAGGGAGGCUACAGGCUGCUGGAAGAGCCAUGGCCCAGCAGCUUGGCACCCUCAGGUGGCUGCAGGGGGCUCUGAGCCAUCUCUGAACAAGGUGCUUUUAGCCCGCUUUCCUUUUCUAACUGACAUGGACUGAACAAUAAAAAUGAGUGGCUGGUGAGCAGGAGCUGAGGGGAGAGUGGGGGUGAUAUACCUGCAGCCUGGGCCACUCUGUUUGAAAAUACA
This is a messenger RNA of Pteropus alecto (black flying fox), 3432 nucleotides long. It is a transcript of the gene ADAMTS15, whose product is annotated as ADAM metallopeptidase with thrombospondin type 1 motif 15. The transcript has 8 exons. Lineage: Eukaryota; Metazoa; Chordata; Mammalia; Chiroptera; Pteropodidae. Gene Ontology annotation, molecular function: metalloendopeptidase activity; zinc ion binding. The record is from RefSeq and is a predicted model, not a curated record. Gene Ontology annotation, biological process: extracellular matrix organization; proteolysis. Bases 1 to 2853 code for a protein of 950 amino acids.